This is a messenger RNA of Hydatigera taeniaeformis, 504 nucleotides long. Lineage: Eukaryota; Metazoa; Platyhelminthes; Cestoda; Cyclophyllidea; Taeniidae. The record is from the annotation of a GenBank genome assembly.
AUGACGUCUGAGAAGAAACCCCCCACUUUUGCCUUCUCUGAUGAAAGGGAGGGGGCCAGAGGAGGUAGCAAGACGGCGGUAACCAGAUUUACAAAGGUUACCCCUUCAGAAUUACAGUCACCAUCGGCCCCUCGCCAAAAGCGGGUCCAAUUUCCUGAGGACGAUGCUCAGUUAGCUACCAUCCUUCCUACUGCUGGCGGUGAACCUUGGUGUGUCGAUCCCGAGACCCCAAACCACGUCAUCGUGGACUCCUACGCAGAGUCCUGCCUUCGGCUAAAUUGUCGUCCCCUUUCCUGCAUCAUCGAACAGCUCACGAAAGUAGCUUCUCCCCUUGCCAAGACCAAAAUUCCUGCCAUCAUUCUCAAGGGCACUCAACUCACUAAGAAGGAUUUGGAAGCACUGGAAUGUGUUUUCAAGUACUGCCAGAUGUACCAUUUGAGUUUUGAGAACACUGGCCUCAAAAACGAGGAGGUGCUUCUCUUUACCAAAGCACCUGUGCACUAG